GGUGUGUCCGAGCCGAGGGGGCGGGGCAACAGCAGCCCGCGGCUAGGUGACCGGCGCCUGCGCAGAGGGCCCCCGAGCGACACCUCUGGCCGGGACCCGGUGAGACUCGGUCUCGGCUGAGGCGUUCCCGGUCUGUCUCCCGGGCCGGGUCCCACGCCUGGCUCGGCCAUGAACCGGUGCGCUGAGGCGGCGGCGGUGGCGGCCACAGUGCCGGGCUCGGGCGUCGGGGAGGCGGGGCUGCGGCCGUCCAUGGUGCCGCGCCAGGCGUCCUUCUUCCCGCCGCCGGUGCCGAACCCCUUCGUGCAGCAGACGCAGAUCGGCGCGGCCCGCCGGGUGCAGAUUUUCCUUCUUGGAAUAAUCCUGCUUCCAAUUCGUGCCUUAUUGGUUGCAUUAAUUAUAUUACUGGCAUGGCCAUUUGCUGCAAUUUCAACAGUCUGCUGUCCUGAAAAGCUGACCCACCCAAUAACUGGUUGGAGGAGGAAAAUUACUGCAACGGCUUUGAAGUUUCUGGGUCGUGCCAUGUUCUUUUCAAUGGGAUUUAUAGUUGCUGUGAAAGGAAAGAUUGCAAGUCCUCUGGAAGCACCAGUUUUUGUUGUCGCCCCUCAUUCAACAUUCUUUGAUGGAAUUGCUUGUGUUGUGGCUGGGUUACCUUCUCUGGUAUCUCGAAGUGAGAACGCACAGGCUCCUUUGAUUGGCAGACUGUUACGGGCUGUGCAACCAGUGUUGGUCUCCCGUGUAGAUCCGGAUUCCCGAAAAAACACAAUAAAUGAAAUAAUAAAGCGAGCAACAUCAGAAGGGAAAUGGCCCCAGAUACUAGUUUUCCCAGAAGGUACUUGUACUAAUCGUUCCUGUUUGAUUACUUUUAAACCAGGAGCCUUCAUCCCGGGAGUUCCAGUGCAGCCCAUCCUCCUCAGAUACCCAAACCAGCUGGAUACUGUGACCUGGACUUGGCAAGGAUAUACAUUCAUUCAGCUCUGUGUGCUUACUUUCUGCCAACCCUUCACAAAGGUAGAAGUGGAGUUUAUGCCGGUUCAAGUACCAAGUGAUGAAGAAAAAAAUGAUCCUGUCCUUUUUGCCAAUAGAGUCCGGAGUUUAAUGGCAGAAGCUCUGGGAAUACCAGUAACAGAUCACACAUAUGAAGACUGCAGAUUGAUGAUUUCAGCAGGACAGCUAACAUUGCCCAUGGAAGCUGGGUUGGUGGAAUUUACUAAAAUUAGCCGGAAAUUGAAAUUAGAUUGGGAUGGUGUUCGUAAGCAUUUGGAUGAAUAUGCAUCUAUUGCAAGUUCCUCAAAAGGAGGAAGAAUUGGAAUUGAAGAAUUUGCAGAGUAUUUAAAGUUGCCUGUUUCAGAUGUCUUGAGACAACUUUUUGCACUCUUUGAUAGGAACCAUGAUGGCAGUAUUGACUUCCGAGAGUAUGUGAUUGGCCUGGCUGUCUUGUGCAACCCUGCCAACACAGAGGAGAUCAUCCAGGUGGCAUUUAAGCUCUUUGAUGUUGAUGAGGAUGGCUACAUAACCGAGGAAGAAUUUUCCACCAUUCUGCAGGCUUCCCUUGGAGUCCCUGACCUUGAUGUUUCUGGUCUUUUCAAGGAAAUAGCCCAAGGGGACUCUAUUUCCUAUGAGGAAUUUCAAAGAUUUGCCCUAAAGCAUCCAGAGUAUGCUAAGAUAUUUACAACAUACUUAGACCUUCAAACCUGCCAUGUGUUUUCACUCCCAAAAGAAGUCCAGACAACUCCCUCUAUUGCAAGUAAUAAAGUCAGUCCAGAAAAGCAUGAAGAGAGUAUCUCAGCCAAAAAAGAUGACUAAAAGCUGUAUUCCCAAUAAGGAAAACACAGUGGCUUGCACUGGAAACUGUAAGGGCAUUUAUUGGUAGUGUUUUUAAUAUAUUUGUUGAGUAAUCAUGUUUAAAAUGGAAAGCUUUUUUGUAAAAAUGAAAGGCUUUUUUACUAAAAAUGCUUUCAUUAACCUGCAUAUAUUAAUAUCAAGCAAUAUUUCUUUUCUUUUGUGUUAUAUUGUGCUUUACUGAUUGGUUUUAGUGGCAAUAAAUAUAUUUUUAUGGAUUUUCCAGUUUAAUUUGCAUAUCCAAAUGAAUGCAGUAGUCUUACUAUUUACUGGUGAGCAUUGAUCAAUACUGUAAAGAGAUUAAGAAGUAUAAACACUUUUUAAUCUACUUUCUUCUAAAAAAUAGUAAUAUUCUGUUAUCUUUAAUCUCUUCUCAUUCUGGAAAUAAGAAUGAAGAAUCUGAGAAGCGCUGCAGAAUUUUAUACCUUUAAUUUCACAGAUUCAUUUUUCCAUUUAAAUUUCAGUUUUGUAGAUCACUGAAUGUAGGGAGAGCUCCACUAUUUAAUUAAAUGCAACUAACUUCUUAAGAACUCAUGUUCUCUUUAUCAUGUAUCUCUGUUGCAGAUUUUCUUAACCUCCUGCUAAGCAAAUCAUAUCCUUUUACAUGAACUACAGGUUUAGAACUUUGUUUUAAAGACAACUGCUGUGUCCAAAGACUAAGUGGGAAUUGCCUUAUUGAAGGUAACAUUAAUUGCCUAAUGAGAAAAUGAAUUGUUUGCCACAGAGUUGAAUUUAAUUUGAGUUAGAUGGCUCAGAAUGUAGCACUUGUCCAAUGAAGGAAUCAGAUUUGUUCUAUUUAUAUAAUAUUAGAAUUAAUAAGUUUUGCCAUCCAAGUGGAAAUUUUAUUUUGUUAAGUGUCCUCUCAAAUUUUAGAGCUUGUGUGAAAUAGCUACAUGGAAAACACAGAAGGUUCCAAAGUAUCACCAAAAGCUAGAGAAUCCAAAAACCUGCUUUAUAAAUGCAAGACCACAAUUUAAGCCCCAGGCAGGAAUCCAACCAUAACAUUUUUCCCUUAGGCUAAGCAAUAAUUUCCCUGAAGUGCCAUUUUUAUUAAGUCUCAUGCAUGUAUAUCGUUAAUAUCAUUUAUGUUUGAGAUUCUGAACAAAGAACCAAUUUAUUAAUAUAAUGUACAAAAAUAGUUGGUUUAUGGUCUGAAUUCAGUCUUUGAAAUAAAACUCUUUGUUUUGGCUAUA
Molecule: messenger RNA, 3032 nt
Organism: Microcebus murinus (gray mouse lemur)
Lineage: Eukaryota; Metazoa; Chordata; Mammalia; Primates; Cheirogaleidae
Gene: LPCAT2
Product: lysophosphatidylcholine acyltransferase 2
Cellular component (GO): endoplasmic reticulum
Molecular function (GO): calcium ion binding; 1-acylglycerophosphocholine O-acyltransferase activity; lysophosphatidic acid acyltransferase activity
Source: RefSeq, a predicted model, not a curated record